AUGCAUCCCACUGAAUUAGCUAUCCUGCGACGUGCAACUAGAGAGGCGGCUACAUUCUUCGCUCGAUUUAUUUCAUCGCGAGUGGAAGAGCGUAAACGGCGCGAGUUUGUCGUUUGUUUUGAACAGUUAUUGACAAGUCGAUUCGAGCAUCACUGGUAUCCGGAUAGUCCAAAUCGAGGCCAGGCGUACCGUUGCAUCCGGUUAAAUCCAUCAAACAAUAAAGAACCGUUGAUUGAUACUGCAGUCAUCGUGGCCGGCUUGACUUACAACGACAUUCAACUGCCCUUGGAACUGACCGUGUGGAUCGAUCCGGACAAAGUAACAUACCGUUUUGGCGAGGAUGAUGGAUCGCACUGUACUCUCAUUUCCUUUGACGAACAAUUGGCGUCGAACAAAACGAUGGCCACAGCUCCUUUACGCCCCUACAGCAAUAAACAGAAACCGAGAAUGCACGCCAUGGAUUGCCGAGAGGGCCACAAGUUUUGUUUUAUUACGCGGCACGGAAUUGGUGUGGUUCCUUCAUCGAUCCUUGCACCACGGUUGAUCUUUCAUCGCAUCUUCCCAGUGCUUCUUGUGCCGUCAAUGCCGAUCUCGUAG
Molecule: messenger RNA, 597 nt
Organism: Daphnia magna
Lineage: Eukaryota; Metazoa; Arthropoda; Branchiopoda; Diplostraca; Daphniidae
Product: protein BTG2-like
Exons: 1
Coding region: 1-597 (198 amino acids)
Biological process (GO): negative regulation of cell population proliferation; negative regulation of mitotic cell cycle
Cellular component (GO): nucleus; cytoplasm
Source: RefSeq, a predicted model, not a curated record